GGCCCCGCCCACCACCAGCGUUUCCGGCUCGGCCCAGGAAGCUUCCGAGUUUCUGGCCACUGCUCUUCUGGCCGACCAUUUCGCCAACGUUUUUUUCAGCUUUUUCGGUUGUGGGGAAGGUAGCUGCCAAUAAAGUUUCCCCUUUUCAAAGUCUGGCGGAUUGGCCGGGCUCAUCCUCUGUCCCCUUGCUUAUUGCCCGCAGUCUUUCUAGGCUACUGGCAAGGAGCUUUAAGGUGUCAUGGCCAGGGGCCGAUCGGGCCCGGCCGGUCUGAGGCCAACUUCGGUUGCCCGCGGGCUCUCAUGGCUUUUGGUCCCGCCGGCGACCCCCUCAGCGUGAGCGCAGUCCCUCCACGCCCGCGGGCCGCCUUGCGCAAGACUCCAUGGCCUCCGAGGCUCCGUCGCCUUCGCUGUCGCCGUCGUCACCACCCUCCCCCGAGCCUGAACUGGCCCAGCUGAGGCGGAAGGUGGAGAAGUUGGAAUGCGAGUUGCGGAGCUGCAAGCGGCAGGUGCGGGAGAUCGAGAAGCUGCUGCAUCACACGGAGCGGCUGUACCAGAGCGCAGAGAGCAACAACCAGGAGCUCCGCACCCAGGUAGAAGAGCUCAGUAAAAUACUCCAUUGUGAGAGAAACGAGGAUAAUAAAAAGUCUGAUGUAGAAGUACAAACGGAGAAUCACCCUCCUUGGUCAAUCUCAGAUUAUUAUUAUCAGACAUACUAUAAGGAUGUUAGUCUUCCAAAUAAAGUGACUGAACUCUCAGUUCACCAAGAUCAGGAUAUCGAAGCUUCUACUUUUAAUUCUGAAGACCAGUCACAAGUAGAAAAUGAUGCUUACGCUGGUACUGAUAUAACAGAACAUGUUAAAUGUACGGAAGACCAUUUUGCCUCAGAUUCACAGGAGCCAGCGUCCGUAUUAGCAACAGAAGAUACAUCCUUAGAAGGUUCCUCUUUAGCUGAAAGUUUGAGAGCUGCAGCAGAAGCUGCAGUGUCUCAGACUGGAUUUAGCUAUGAUGAGAACACCGGACUGUAUUUUGAUCACAGCACCGGCUUCUAUUAUGAUUCUGAAAAUCAACUAUAUUAUGAUCCUUCCACCGGAAUUUAUUACUACUGUGAUGUGGAAAGUGGUCGAUACCAGUUUCAUUCUCGAGUUGAUUUGCAACCUUAUCAGACUUGUGGCACAAAACAAAGUAAGGAUAAAAAAUUGAAGAAGAAAAGAAAGGAUCCAGAUUCUUCUAUAACAAAUGAGGAAAAGGAUUUGAAUUCAGAAGAUCAAAAAGCAUCCAGUGUUGAACAUAUAGGCUGCAGUGAGGGAGAAGAUUUUGCAAAUGUGAAAAAGAAAGCCAAAAUGGACAUUCAUUACAAAAACAGUCCCACCAAAUUCACUGUUCCAGUUAGUGGAAAGACUGUAGCAUCUUCUCUUAAUGAAAACAUUUAUAAUUCAAUGUCAUUUAAAGAUGAGAAAAUCGUGGAGACUGAUAGUGAGCCAGAAGAAGGUGAAAUUACAGACUCUCAGACAGAGGACAGUUAUGAUGAAGACAUUACCAGUGAGGACAAUGUAACUGCAGAAGAUACUGAGGAUGAAGAUGAGGAAAAAAUUUGGCCCCCAUGUAUUAGAGUAAUUGUUAUUAGAUCACCAGUGUUGGAGACAGGAUCACUUUUUAUCAUUACAGCUGUUAAUCCUGCUACAAUUGGAAGAGAAAAAGAUAUGGAGCAUACUCUCCGAAUCCCUGAAGUUGGUGUUAGUAAGUUUCAUGCAGAAAUUUAUUUUGACCAUGACUUACAAAGUUAUGUCCUUGUGGAUCAAGGUAGUCAAAAUGGUACAAUUGUUAACGGAAAACAGAUUCUUCAGCCUAAAACUAAAUGUGACCCUUAUGUACUUGAGCAUGGUGACGAAGUGAAAAUUGGAGAGACUGUACUGUCCUUUCACAUCCACCCUGGCAGUGAUACCUGUGACGGCUGUGAACCAGGACAGGUUCGAGCUCACCUUCGUCUUGAUAAGAAAGAUGAAUCUUUUGUUGGUCCAGCACUAAGUAAGGAGGAAAAAGAGUUGGAAAGGAGAAAAGAAUUAAAGAAAAUACGAGUAAAAUAUGGUUUGCAGAAUACAGACUAUGAAGAUGAAAAGGCAUUGAAGAAUCCAAAAUAUAAAGAUAGAGCUGGAAAACGUAGGGAGCAGGUUGGAAGUGAAGGAACUUUCCAAAGAGAUGAUGCUCCUGCAUCCGUUCACUCUGAAAUUACUGAUAGCAACAAAGGUCGGAAGAUGUUGGAGAAGAUGGGUUGGAAGAAGGGAGAGGGCCUAGGGAAGGAUGGUGGAGGAAUGAAAAUUCCGAUCCAGCUUCAGCUUCGGCGAACACAUGCAGGCUUGGGGACAGGAAAACCAUCCUCAAUUGAAGACAUUCACCUUCUCCAAAACAAGAGCAAAAAGAACUGGGAGAAAGCACGCGAGAGGUUUGCCGAAAACUUCCCAGAAACUAAAUCUCAAAAAGAUGUGCCAGCGACCGUCCCUUGGGUCAAAGGGACUGUAGAAUGAAUGUCAGUCAUAGAACACAAUUCAAGCUUUUUUAAAAGAGUUUGGAAACUCUUACUUUAUUGCAAAAGUUUUCCCUCCAAAAGAGUCCGUAACAUGAGGGAACUGUAUCACAAUUUACCCCCUCAUGAUUCAGAAAUGUGUAAUAAAGGGUGGUUUGCAGCUUUUAAAAAACAUUUUUUUUAAACUAAUAAAUAGUAACUGAAUUAGAUUAUGCUGUGAGCAAACUAAAGUUCACAGGGCACGGCUGAGUUUAUCAGACUUUGUUAUUUUAUCUUGUCAUUUAUAAGACCCAUAUAAGCAAAAUUCAUAUAACCAGUAAUUUUAAAUGUACAUUUGUCCUUGUCUCCAUAUAUUCAUCAUUAUAAGAUAUACAACAAGAGAAACAUCGGAAGUUUAUAAAAACAAGUAUGAUUACAAGCAUCCUUGUUUAUGCCCUUUAGAACCUAGGUGGAAAAUGUUGAGAAAACAGGGGUAGUGGUGCAUAAAUUUUAUUCCUAAAAUAUCCUAAGUAAUAUUGUUGAAGAACUAAUGAACAGGUGAUAUGUUAUAGAAAAUUAGUCUUUCAUUGUUUUCUUCUGUGAAGAAUUUGUUGGUUUGUACUAUACAAUAAGCAUUUACACUUGGUUUGUUUUAUAGCUGAAAUAUUUAGAUAUGAGCAAUUGAGUACAGUAUUGAAAUAUUCCAUGUGCUGGCAUUUAUAGUUUUGAUAAAUCCCAUUGCUGGCAAUGGAGUUGUGCCAGAGAAAUCUGAUUUCUAUUGCAAAAGGAUUGCGUAGCCCAGGCCUCAAACUCAAGAUAUUUAUUGAAAAUGUCUUCAAAUGCAAUAAAAACAUUAUAAUCAUAAUAUCAAAAAGAGUGAUUCAUUGAACCAAUGUUUUAAAUAUAUUGGUCUGCUUUGAACUCACGACCAGCCAGAAUUUUCUCUUUAAAUUGGCAGAGUAGUAACAACAGGAGAACUUCAAAUAUUGGAGGACUGCAGUGCAGCUUUCUGAGUGCAGAUGGCCCUGCCCUGCCAGUUAUCACUGUUCUUUUCCUCUCCAUUUAACUUCUGUCUCAGCUUUUUGCUGGGAAAUUAUUGCUGGGACUUUCUCUUUCCUGGCAGUGAAUAUCAGCUAUAGCUCCCCCCUCAUCUACUAUAAAGAAAUAUCUUCAAGAUUUAGAAAUAGGAAAAGAAAGUUCUGAAAAAAAGUAUGUAAUGGGGAAGAUAAUUCAGGAAGAAAGACGCCCUGUUGGAAUUUCUACUCUGGAUGGUACAGGGUACUUAGGAAGAAAAGAGGAGUGUGGGGAAAGAAAAAUAAAUUUAUUACAAAAGAUGGGACAUAUGACCAAACAAGUUGUCAAGACCCUACAGGCCUAAACUGGGAUAAUCAGAGGCCCUAUAACUCCAGAUCUGCAAAAAGUCAUUUUCUGUAUUGUUUCUAGCCACCUGCACAACCCAGCACUUCUUUAUGUACAUUAGACUUGAAGGCAACAGAAGUGUUCUGCAUUAUUUUCUCUAAAAUAGAAAACAAAAAUUUACAUGUGUUUCUGGCACUUGGGCCCUGUAUAUAGGUAACAGUAUAGGAGGCCCAAAGUAGAAUUGUGGUAGAUUUUACUCACUGAGUAAAGUACAACUGUGUAUAUAAUAUUUCCCAUUUUUAUUAUUAGAUUGUAGAAAACUUUUUUCAUUGCUUUCUUUUGUUAAGAAAAUGGAGACUUGAAAAUGGUGAUAAAAAUGGAAAUAUAUGUGACAUUUAUGUUAUUAAAACCCUUUGCAAAUCUAAAGUCUCAGGGCUAUACUAUAUGGUAGAUAAAGGACUGAAUAAUGUCUAAGUCUAUUUCCAUCUGUGAAAUAAGAAUAAUAUUUAUCUCACGUGUCUGUCUUGAAUAGAAAAUGAGAAAAUGUAUAUAAAAGCAGUUUGUACACUGUAAAAGUACAGAGAUGUGAGCUUCUGUUUGUUUAGAAGCGUAGAUGUGAAUUAUGUAGUUUGGAUUACACAUAAAAUUGUUUUGUGUCUCAUAUUUUAAAUUAUAUUCACACAGUGUAAAUUAAUUAUGGUAGCCUUUAAGGGUUUAUUUUUUUAUUUUAUUGAAAAAAACUUUUUUUACAUUUAUUUAUUUUUGAGAGACAGAGAGGACAGUACGAGUGGGGGAGGGGAAGAGAGAAUGAAACACAGAAUCCGAAGCAGCCUCUGGCCUCUGUGCACUGUCAGCACAGAGCCUGAUGCGGGGCUAGAACUCCUAAACCCUGAGAUCAUGACCUGAGCCGAAGUUGGAUGCUCAACCAACUGAGCCACCUAGGCUACCCAAAGGUUUAUUUUAAGUGGAGCUACAAGUUGCUGAAUUCUUUUUGCCAGAACAUGAGAAGCUGGUGAAAUUUGAGAAGAGAAGAAACCGUCAACAUUAGAGUAAAAUAAAGAAAUUAUUUUGUAGAAUUAAAUAGCUAGGUAGCUCUUUUUCCUCAUAAUGACUUUUCUCCCUGCUUUUAAAAGUUUUUACUUGUGAUGUUUCAUUUUUAUUCUGUUCUGAACUUAAUGAAAAUUAAUGGCUCGCCCAAAUCAAACACCUUCCAACUUUUCAUGUUAAAGAUUAUUUCUUAGGGGUGCCUAGGUGGCUCAGUUGGCUAAGCGUCUGACUUUGGCUCAGGUCAUGAUCUCAUGGUUAGUGAGUUUAGGGCCUGCAUUGGGCUCUGUGCUGCCAGCUCAGAGCCUGGAUCCUGCUUUGGAUUCUGUGUCUUCCGCUCUGCCCCCACCCCACUUGUGCUCUGUCUCUCAAAAAUAAAUAAAUGUAAAAAAAAAAUUUCUUUUAAAGAUUA
Acinonyx jubatus (cheetah) is the source of this 5315-nucleotide messenger RNA. It is a transcript of the gene AGGF1, whose product is annotated as angiogenic factor with G-patch and FHA domains 1. The record is from RefSeq and is a predicted model, not a curated record. Gene Ontology annotation, molecular function: nucleic acid binding; protein binding. NCBI's taxonomy places the organism in Eukaryota, Metazoa, Chordata, Mammalia, Carnivora, Felidae. The coding region runs from base 381 to 2522 and encodes 713 amino acids. The transcript has 14 exons.